Molecule: messenger RNA, 1307 nt
Organism: Klebsormidium nitens
Lineage: Eukaryota; Viridiplantae; Streptophyta; Klebsormidiophyceae; Klebsormidiales; Klebsormidiaceae
Source: the annotation of a GenBank genome assembly
GGUAAUGUAACAGAACCAGUGCGCAGGAGCCCACAGUCUGUCCAACGUUUCAGGAGCAUCAGGCAGUGGGCAGAGGCGCUCACCAUCUACUUUCUCUAGUACUACUAGGAGUGAAGUCUGCCCACCAUGCCGAAGCGGAAGGCGACUGAUGACGUUGGGGAGGGUGCUGCCAACAAGAGGGCAGAGACGGAACUUGACCCGGACGAAGAAGCAGAGAUAGAGGAGGAAGAGAUAGAGGAGGAGGAGGUGUUGUCUUCCGAUGACUCAAGUGGCAGCAGCGGGUAUGGGAGCGGGGGCGGAGAGGAGGACGAGGAGAGUGGGGAAGAAGACAAGGAAGAGCCGGACUUCAUCAACGUCGACUUUGAGUUCUUUGACCCCAAACCGAGCGACUACCAUGGAGUGAAGGCGCUCCUGAAGAGCUACCUAGACGAUGAAACAUUUGACCUCCCCGGAUUGGUGGACCUUGUACUGGCGCAGACAACGGUUGGCUCGGUCAUCAAAACCACCGAGGACGAGGACCCGAUUGGGUUACUGACGGUGCUCGCUUUCGAACGAUAUAAGGACACGGAGCCCACAAAGCAGAUUGUGCGGUUCCUGCGCUUGCGGUGUAAAAAGGACGAGCACACGGCGGGCAAGCUGGAAGUGCUCCUAGAUGGGAAGAAGGGCCGCGUGGGGCUAUUGGUCAGCGAGCGGCUGAUCAAUGUGCCCCUCGACCUGGCGCCUCCUUUGCACCAGGGGCUGUUUGACGAGAUUAGCUGGGCCACUGAGGACGAGCCAACCGAGGAGCUGCGGGAGUCGUUUCGCUUCUCCAAGUACCUGCUACUCACGCGGGUCUUCGAGGAGACGCAGAGGGCCGAUAGACAGGCGGCGGGGCCCAGUAGCCGAGGAGGUGACCCAUCCAGUUCGACGAUCUACAUGAAGCCGGAAGACGAGAUCUGGGAACAAUUAUCAAGCUGGGCCUACAGGUUCCCGGUCACGGCGGAGGCACUUGCUGCGCAUGAGAGCAAGCACGUGCGCCAAAUGUACCUGCUUAUGGAGAUUGACCCUAGCAAGCUGCCCGCUUUCAAAAAGAGGUUACAGAAACUUGUCGAAGACCAGAACUAGCAUAGUGGGUUCAACGUCAAUGGCGCGAAGCUGGCGCAAGAUGUGGCAAAAGGAGACGGCUAGGGAAGCAACACAAUAUGAUGAUGCGUGGAGAGUCAAGGCUGGAGAUGCAUAACUGCUUGGAAGCUUGCGCAUGUCAACGCGACCGGCCCCAGUGACAAAAGUGUAGCUAACUUACUGUCUGUAUUGCAUAUCAAAUUUCA